Molecule: messenger RNA, 2183 nt
Organism: Argentina anserina (silverweed cinquefoil)
Lineage: Eukaryota; Viridiplantae; Streptophyta; Magnoliopsida; Rosales; Rosaceae
Product: phosphoglucomutase, chloroplastic
Exons: 22
Coding region: 87-1967 (626 amino acids)
Biological process (GO): carbohydrate metabolic process
Cellular component (GO): cytosol
Molecular function (GO): phosphoglucomutase activity; magnesium ion binding
Source: RefSeq, a predicted model, not a curated record
ACUUCUUCCUCUUCUUCUUCUUCUUCUUCUUCUUCAACUCUCUCCCAACACUCUCACACUCAGAAACACAAAACACAAACUCAAGAAUGGCACUUUCUCUCAGGCUACACACCUUUCUCUCCACCACUUCCAGACCCAAGUUCUCAUCCAAUGUCACUCUCACUCCUCCAAACCCAUCUCUCUCCCUCCUCUCCUCCUCACCUCUCCCCCACCACCACCACCUCUCUAUUAGAACCUCACAUUCCCUCACCAUCAACGCCACCUCUACUCCCGCAACCGUAGCAGAGCCAAAGGGCAUCAAGAUUAAUUUGGUUCCCACCAAACCGAUCGAAGGCCAGAAGACCGGAACCAGCGGUCUCCGAAAGAAGGUGAAAGUUUUCCAGCAAGAGAAUUAUCUAGCCAAUUGGAUCCAGGCGUUAUUUGAUUCAUUGCCUCCAGAGGAUUACAAGGAUGGUGUACUGGUGUUGGGAGGUGAUGGUCGUUUCUUUAAUCGUGAAGCUGCACAGAUUAUCAUCAAAAUUGCCGCCGGGAAUGGUGUUGGGAAAAUUUUGGUUGGCAAGGAAGGAAUUUUAUCAACACCCGCUGUUUCUGCUGUAAUCCGCAAGAGGAAGGCCAAUGGUGGUUUCAUAAUGAGUGCAAGCCAUAAUCCUGGUGGACCUGAUUAUGAUUGGGGUAUUAAGUUUAAUUACAGUAGUGGACAGCCUGCACCUGAGUCCAUCACUGACAAGAUUUAUGGAAAUACUCUUUCUAUCUCGAAAAUAAAGGUAGCAGAUAUCGCUGAUGUUGACCUAUCUUCUCUUGGAGUUGUAAACUAUGGAAACUUCAUUGUCGAAGUUAUUGAUCCGGUUACUGACUAUUUGGAACUAAUGGAGAAUGUAUUUGAUUUCCAGCUUAUCAAAAGUCUUCUGAAGUUAGAGUUUAGGUUUCUGUUUGAUGCCAUGCAUGCUGUUACUGGUGCUUAUGCAAAGCCCAUCUUUGUGGAUAAACUGGGAGCCACUCCGGAUUCAAUCACAAAUGGCGUGCCUUUAGAGGAUUUUGGGCACGGUCAUCCAGAUCCUAAUCUUACGUAUGCUAAGGAUCUUGUUGACGUGUUGUACAAUGCAAAUGGACCUGACUUCGGAGCCGCAAGUGAUGGGGAUGGUGAUAGAAACAUGAUUCUUGGUAGAGGCUUUUUUGUGACUCCUUCAGACUCUGUUGCAAUUAUUGCAGCCAAUGCUCAAGAUGCUAUUCCGUUUUUGAAGAGUGGCCCGAAGGGAUUAGCACGGUCCAUGCCAACAAGUGGGGCACUUGAUCGUGUUGCUGAAAAGUUAAAGCUUCCUUUUUUUGAGGUUCCCACUGGUUGGAAGUUCUUUGGGAAUCUUAUGGAUGCUGGGAAGUUAUCUAUAUGUGGGGAAGAGAGCUUCGGAACAGGUUCUGACCACAUCCGUGAGAAGGACGGCAUAUGGGCUGUCUUAGCUUGGCUUUCUAUCAUCGCAUAUCGGAACAAAGACAAAAAACCUGGCGAGAAGUUGGUUUCGGUCGCAGAUGUUGUGAAGGAACACUGGGCAACCUAUGGAAGAAAUUUCUUUUCUCGAUAUGACUAUGAAGAAUGUGCAUCUGAAGGUGCCAAUAAGAUGAUAAAUCAUCUUAGAGAUUUAAUUUCACAGAGCAAGCCUGGUGAAAAGUUCGGAAAUUAUGCUCUCAAAUUUGCCGAUGACUUCACAUAUACUGAUCCUGUUGAUGGAAGUGUGGCAUCAAAGCAAGGUGUUCGGUUUAUUUUUACAGAUGGAUCGAGGAUCAUAUUUCGUUUAUCAGGAACAGGUUCAGCGGGAGCAACUAUUCGAAUAUAUAUUGAACAGUAUGAACCGGAUGUCUCCAAACAUGAUGAGGACGCCCAAGUGGCAUUGAAACCCUUAAUAGAUUUGGCAUUGUCUAUAUCGAAGCUGAAGGAAUUCACUGGAAGGGAGAAGCCCACAGUCAUCACAUAAACCACUAUUCCACGACCGGUAUCAUUUGUCGUAAGAAUCAGUCCAAGUUAAUAAUGGCAGAGGCAGUGAGUUGUGGUAAAUAUCCCAUGCACCUUUUAGAGUUUUGGUGUACGAUUGGUAAUCUGGCUUGUUUUCGUGAAAAAUAAACCCCGACCCUUGUAUGAUAUGUUGGAAAGAAAAUAAAUGCAAGUGGAAAGAAGGUACUGAUUUCUGGGA